Molecule: messenger RNA, 2214 nt
Organism: Gasterosteus aculeatus aculeatus (three-spined stickleback)
Lineage: Eukaryota; Metazoa; Chordata; Actinopteri; Perciformes; Gasterosteidae
Product: zinc-binding protein A33-like
Molecular function (GO): protein binding
Source: RefSeq, a predicted model, not a curated record
UGAUUUGCUUCGACGUUGCUGAACGGAGAACAGAGACGCAUCACAGGGUGAGAAAUCUCUACUAAACAAGAUCACAACUAUCGAGAUCUGUAAUUCAGAGUCAGAUUUGAUCAUUCAGAGCAAAUGGCUGAAAAGAUCGUUCUUUUUGAAAGUUACCUGAGCUGCCAUGUUUGUUCAGAGACGUUCAGAGAUCCCGUGUCUCUGAGCUGCAGCCACAGCUUCUGUUCAAGCUGCCUGCAGCGAUUCUGGGAACAAGCUGGAAACAAGAACUGUCCCAUCUGUAAAAGAAAAUCCUCUAAAGAUUAUAGUAUAGUGAAUUUUUCACUAAAGGCACUGGCCGACUCGUUUGCUGUCUGUGAGUUCUCUCUCCACCAGAGUCACAAGCUGGUUCCUCUAGAACAAGCAGUCAGGAACCUGAAGGACCAGCUGAGAUCUGACUUGGAGUCUCUGCAGGACAAGAGGGACAAACACCAACAAGUGAAGAAAACAUACAAUGAAGUGAUCCAACUCUCCAAGAAGCAGCUGGUGUCCACAGAGAGGAAGAUCAGAGCAGAGUUCAACAAGCUCCACCAGUUCCUGAGAGAGGAAGAGGAGUCCAGACUGGCAGCUCUGAGGGAGGAAGAGGAGCAGAAGGGGAAGAGCAUCAGCAGAGAGAUGAAGAUGAUUGAGGAGCAGAUCUCCUCUCUGUCAGACAGCAUCUCUGCCGUUGAAGAAGACCUGCAGAAAGACAAGGUGUCGUUCCUCAGCAGUUAUAAAGCCACUCAGACCAGAGCCAGAGUCCAGAGCUCACUGACAGAUCCACAGCUGGUCUCAGGAGCGCUGAUAGAUGUGGCCAAACACCUGGGCAACCUGUCCUUCAGAGUCUGGGAGAAGAUGAAGGACCAGGUCCACUUCAGUCCUGUCAUUCUGGACCCAAACACUGCAAACUACUUUCUCUCUCUGUCUGAUGAUCUGACCAGUGUGAGAUGUGGAGACACAAAGCAGCAGCUUCCUGAUAAUCCAGAGAGAUUCACUAAGUAUGCAGAUGUUCUGGGCUCUGAGGGCUUCAGCUCAGGGAAACACAGCUGGGAGGUGGAGGUGGGAGACCAUCCUUACUGGCUUGUAGGUUUGGUUAAAGAGUCAGUUGACAGGAAGGGAGAGAUGGGUGCUUUACCAGACAAUGGAAUCUGGUGUUUAUUCUAUCGCAGUGGAACAUACACUAAUGGAAUCUGUCAGACUGUCAGAGUGAAGAAGAGACUCCAGAGGAUCAGAGUCCAGCUGGACUACGACAGGGGGGACGUGUCCUUCUACAACCCUGAAGACACGACUCUCAUCUAUACUCACAGAGACACUUUCACUGAGAAACUCUUCCCAUAUUUUUAUAUUGGAAGGUCUGGUGCCAAAACUGCUGAUAUCAAAAUCUGUCAAACUGAUGUUUCUCUGUCAUGUUCAGUGAAGGUGGUGAAGUCAAAGUGAUUCAUCAGCAUGUUUAUUAUAGUUUGUUGUUGUGUUCUGAAAAUAUUUUUAAAUUAAAGAAUGAAAAACUAAAGUAUAAAUAAGCAGAACUAUGUGUGCGAGGGAUACUGUUUAAAUAGUGUUUUUGGUGUAAAUAUUCAGACAAGUACAUACAAGUAGAUUUAAUGUGAUCAUUUUGUUUUUAAAUGUAUAAAUACUUUUUUCUAAAGAACAACAACAUUAAGUUUGCAUUAAAAGGCUUUAGUUUAUAAUCACGUCCACACAUGAAGCCUCAUCUUACCUCAUUUAUCUUUAACAUUAAACAAGUUCUUCAUUGUGUUUUAUAGUGAACUGUUCUGUUUCAUGAAUAAAUGGUUCGGUUCCUUCAGGUGUUUUAUUUGCAGACCGUGAGGCAGAAUAAUGUUAAAUUCAUAUCUUUCUGAUCAAAUGUUUAACAUAUACAAUUAAUGUGGAGGGAUAAUUUCAUUCUAUUUACUCCAACAACACAAAACAAAGUACACAUUUUGGUUGCAGACUGUUUUCAUCACCAUGUCUAUUUCUGAUCCUUCAGAACAUUUCUAUCCAUCUCAGGGUUCAAUCCAGGGGACAAUCACAAGUGAAUCCACCUCUUGAUAAAAUGCUUCAUUUAUUCAUUUAUAUAUUUAUUAUUUAACUAUCUCCGAAAUUAAAUAAGAAAAUAUAAUCAGAAUUAUUAAUCGCUUAUUUUUUGUCUAACUAGUAUCCUGAGUUCUGCUAAAUAAAAUACUUUAUUCUCAUUCA